Molecule: messenger RNA, 5582 nt
Organism: Acanthopagrus latus (yellowfin seabream)
Lineage: Eukaryota; Metazoa; Chordata; Actinopteri; Spariformes; Sparidae
Gene: csrnp2
Product: cysteine-serine-rich nuclear protein 2
Exons: 5
Coding region: 889-2577 (562 amino acids)
Biological process (GO): regulation of transcription by RNA polymerase II
Cellular component (GO): nucleus
Molecular function (GO): DNA-binding transcription factor activity, RNA polymerase II-specific; sequence-specific DNA binding
Source: RefSeq, a predicted model, not a curated record
UCCUCCAUUGUUACAUUGUAACAACCGGGGCCGGGGCGAACCGGGGGGAAGGAAAAGGCGUUCUCUCUCUCUCUCUCUCUCUCUCUCUCUCGGUCCAUUUACAACAUUCUGACACCGAACCACCACCAAACAAAAAAACCCGACCCGCGUCAAAGCGAGAAGACAAGCGAGGCUGAAAGAAAAGCAGCCGAACCGAACCCGCCCCGCCGAGAAAGACAGAAAGGGAUAAAACCAGCACAGAUGUCAGCGGAUUUCUCUCCAUCGCAAGCAGUUGAUGAAGGCUUCCUGCAGGAAGAUAAGACAUUUUAGAGGCUGCUGCUUUUUCUUUCUUUCUUUCUUUCUUUUUUUUUAAAAUUCUACAUUAUUCAUGUGUUGUUGGGGGGGGAGAGAGAAACCAAGUGAACACAAUGACGUCCCUGUUUCUGCUGUCUGCCCUUUAAAUAGAUAAGAGACAAGACAGGACAGACAGAGACAGAGACAGAGACAGAGAGGCAUGCAACGUUUCCAGGAACAAAAAACAAAACAAAACCCUGCAGGUCCAACACUCAGAUCUGUGCAGAACAAUGAGCAUGGAGCCCUGAAGUGAAGUGAGCCUCAGAUUUCACUACUACACACUAAAAAAAAAAAUAAAAAAAAAAAAUUGACAGUCACGCAAAGCUUUCUCAAGCCAGAUCACUUCGGGUUGCCGUAGUGCGAGUGCAAAGUGUGUUUUUUCUUCUUCAGGGUUUUGGCACCAAAAAAGGAAAAAAUAAGAGAGAGAGAAAGAAAGAAAGAAAGAAAAAAAAGGAGAAGGUCGAUCAGAGAUUUGAUGUGCAGCUCACGCUGGAGACAGACCUGCGAGCUGGUUGGAAUAAGGGUCCCUGUUUCUGCCUCAGACUCCCAGUUUCCAUGGAGGCAGGUUCGUCCCUCAGCCUCAAACGACGAUAUGAAGAGGUGGACAACAGCUCUCCAUUCUCUACACCGAAGGACUCAGACGAUGACAUCUCCAGCAGUGACAGCGCGGACAGCUGUGACAGCCUCAACCCCCCUUCUAGCACUGCAUUUACCCCCACCUCCAUCCUCAGACACCACAAGCCGUCACCGGGGGGCAAGCGGGUACGGUUCGAUGUGGUGACGGUGUAUUACUUCCCCCGGCGGCAGGGAUUCACCAGCGUGCCCAGCCAGGGGGGCAGCUCCCUGGGCAUGGCCCGCCAUCACUCCUCCAUCAGGCACUACACGCUGGGAGAGUUCGCCAGAGAGCAGGAGACGAGCCACCGGCACACGUUACGCCAGCACCUGCGCCAAGAGAAGCUCAACGCCCGCAAGAUGAAGCUGACGAGGAACGGCACGGUGGAGUGCGCCCAGGCCGACCUGCUGACUCUGGAGGACGUAUCGGACGAGGACCUCGACGUGGACGGGGUGGAGGUGGACGACUGCUUCUUCCUCCAGCCGCUGCCCACGAAGCGGCGCCGGGCCCUGCUGCGAGCCUCCGGCAUCGCCCGCAUCGACGCGCGCGAGAAGGCCGAGCUCAGAACCAUCCGGCUCUCGCGGGAGGAGUGCGGCUGCGACUGCCGCCUGUACUGCGACCCUCGCCACUGUGGCUGCAGCCAGGCCGGCAUCAAGUGCCAGGUGGACAGAAUGUCGUUCCCGUGCGGCUGCUCUCGGGACGGCUGCGGCAACGUGGCGGGUCGCAUCGAGUUCAACCCUCUACGUGUCCGAACGCACUACCUGCACACCAUCAUGAAGCUGGACCUGGAGAAGAGGAGGAUGCUGAUACAAGGGAACGGGGACCAGUUUUCUGAAUCCGACCCGCUGUCCUCGCCCUCGUCCACCUGCCCCACCUCUCCGGACGUGUCCUCGGUGGCUGGCCUGGACUCUGAGCUGGAGGAGAGCGAGGUGCAGACGGUGGUGGUGCAGGAUCUCCUGGCAGAGCAGGACAUUCUGGAGCGAGAGAACGAGACGGCUGUUCUGCACCUGCAGAGCGCGGAGGAGCAGGAGAGGAGGGAGAGGGAGGAGGCCGAGGGGGAGGCGGUGCAGCAGGAGCUGGGCGCCGGAGGUCUCACGGAGCAGCCUCUCUGCCUCAUGCCCGGCGGCUUGGGAGGGGAGCAGGCGGAGGUGCCGGGCGUGGAGCAGGUCCUCCUGCAGGGGCCGUUCCCCACGGGGGCCACGGUGCUCUGCAUCACUGACAACCAGGAGGAGAGCCCCUCUGACCUCCUCAAAGACUCCACUUCUCUGCUCUACUAUCAGCUCAGUCCCAUAGAGCCUGGAGCCUUUGAGACCCUGCCGCGGGCGGAGGAGGCAGAGCAGGAGGAGGUGAGAGAUUCAGGAGGGGGCGAGUGUUUGGAGAGGAAACAAGAAGGAGGAGACGAGUCGAAGGUUGAUAAGCCUGAAGAGAUCACCUGCAGGCAGAGCUCGGGCAAGCCUUCGUCCAGUGUGAUUCUGCGCUCAGAGGAUCGUGUGGGUGUCGAGGAGGAGGAGGAAGAGGAGGAGGAGGAAGAGGAGGAGGAGGAGGAGAGGCCCUCGAGUCUCCCCGAGGAUCAGUGCCACCGGGGGUCCUGCCUGGAGGGAGAAGUCGAUCCACUGCCUCCUGAAGUUUAGUUCUAGCUUCUCUGCAGAUGUUUUGCACAAUAGCUUCAUCUAAGAUGGAAAAAAAAAAAAAAAUUACAUGUUUCACAUUAUUAUUACCGCUAUCAUCAAGAAUGAUUACAGGUUGCAAUCUCUUGUAGUGGCUGUCGUUGAAUAAUGUGGAGAACGAGCUUGAGUAGUAUGAUACAUGAAGAAGAAGAAGGGCUGGGGGUGCUGAGAGCACAUACAGAUCACUCCCCGGAAGUAAUGUGGAUGCAGUUACAGGGCAACGUUGUACGUAAUUCUGCUGGGGGUGAUGAACGCGGCCUUAAUGGAAAACAUAACAACACUUGUGUGUGUAGGCGUCAUUUGUCGAUGAGAAAGUGCAGCAAGUAGUGCUUUGUUAAUUUCCAGCGCAGCAAACAGAAAAAAACACAAUGUGUGAAUGCUGACAUAAGCCUUUUGUUUGGUGAUGUAUUAAGCUAUCAACACUAAACACAAAUUGUUUUGCAGUGCGCGAGAUGCCGGCGUAUUUAGAUGCUCGUCGGCUCACUUUCCACGACGGCACACGCGUGUGUGUGUGCUGUAAGCCAAAUGCCAAAUGAAAGGCCUCCGAUCGUACCCUCCGCCGAAGAUAGACCUAAUAAUCCUGGAAAUACUUGUUUUUGUGUACUGUAUAUGCGUUUGCGGAGUGCACCGCAGAGCCGAGGUCGCUGCUUACUUGAUCUGUAUGCACAUUGUGAGCCGAGCGCAGCGAGUGUUGCGGCUCUGCUGUGAUGAAGGUAAACCAACACUGAGCAGCAGAUCAGCAGAUCAGCUCUGGCCUUAGUUGUUGCUCCUGCUCAUCUUGGGCUGCUCGUGCAGAUGCAGUCGAUUUGUCAACAAACAAACGAAAAACUCCUAGUUUACCUGUAGUUACAAUGCCUAUGAUAUUACUUAUUAUUUCUCUGAGUAAUGUGUCUGUUUGUGGUUUAGAUGCUGUUGGUUUGAAGUCCUCGCAGUCCUUGUUUUUUUUUUUUCUUCUUAUGAAUGAAAGAAGUGUUAUUUCUUCACACGGCUGCAGUGAAACGCCAUGUGGUCGGUCGUGUCCUGUCACGAUGAAAUGCCAGAUCUUCACAAUCCUCCUCCUCUUUUUUAAAAAAGGUGCUAUAUGUAAGAAUUGUUCACCUGCGUCCACCCCUCAUGUGAGAAACAAGGAAAUGCUCAAUAGCUCUUUUCUGUCAUCGUCCGCCGGCACCAUCUGACAGUCAUGGACUACUGAAUCCUGUUCCAUCCUAACGUUGUGAUUUAAAAGGCGUCCCCUCAAAGGACAUGUGGGGGAGAAAAAGAUUUUUUUACAGUUUACAGCAGCUCAGUGCGCUCAUGUUUACAGCAGCUCUAGAUGUCACAACAUACUCAAGAAUGGAGGUUUAAUUUCUGAAAUAUCUCUUGGAAUCCCUCGCACUCUACCAGACUGAUCGGCAGCGUAUAUCUCAUCGUACGGUAACUCAGAGAGGACACACUCCAAAAACUCAAAAAAUACAAAACCGCUGUCACCAUCGUCAUCGCAGCUUCAUUAACUACAUGUUAGCAUUAACUAUAUGUUAGCAUUAGCAGCAGCUCUACACAAGCGUCUGUAGAUCUACAUGAUGCUACAUGGUUAGCAUGCUAGCUCCUGUAGCCACCUGUGCAACACGAGAUCUUUGACAGAGCGGCAACACUGUUAUUUUGUAGGUUUAAAUUAAAAGAAUCUUACAUAUAGCCCCUUUAACGAGUCAAACCAUGAUGGGAGGGGAGGUGAUUGUGGAUCGGUGACAGUGACACUCAAAGAGUCAAAGCGAGAGAUUUGUUCUACGAAACGAUGUGAUGUUACUAAUUUAUGAAGCAGAUUGACAACGACAUGGAUUUUGUAUAUUUUAUGUUCAAUCUGUACAGUGUGUGUGUGUGUGUGUGUGUGUGUGCCUAUUUUACAUCUGUGUGUGUGUGUGUGUGUGUGAGAGAGAGUCGUGCAUGCACAUGUGUAUGUGCUGUAUUAUUAUGAAAUAAUAAUGGGGGGGAGGGAGUAUAUUAGUGAGGAUACAUAUUUUAUUCCUGAAAUUAAAAAAAAAAAAAAAAAAAAAGGUGCUGAUGUUAUAGAUUUACAAUUCACCGAUCUUUCUCCCCGCCAUCAUGAGGAGUCUGAUUUCGAGGAGAAGUUUCUCGAUGACUGAUGUACGACGUGUCAGAGAGCCUCUCGUAGGAACGCAAUAGCUACUGCACUGCAAAUCAUCGAUGUGGCGAUUUUCUUUUUGUUUUUGUUUUUGGGAUGAGGUGUUUUUUGUCAUCGAGUAUGUAUGUACAAAAAAAAAAAAAAGCUAAUCGUAUAACAUUUCUGGUCUUUAAAUGUCUUUUUCUAAACUACGUCUGAUUAAUGCCGAUCUGCGUAAGUGUGCCGACGCUUCUUACACAAAGUCAGUCCUCCGUGUUGCCGCCGAAAAGGACUUUGCGGCCGUUGCUCUCGGUAACACAGGACGUGCUGCUGUGUAUGAGACGUCUGAUGUAUUUCUUUGCCUUUUUUCUUCUUUUUUUUUUUCCUUUAAUCGUCUUAAUAUAAAUCUACUUAAAGAGUUGCGCCAAAAGCAGUGGUUUCAAACCUUUAAUUAAAAAAAACAAACGAUGCUCUCAUCCAUCAGACGUUAACAAAGCAGUCUCAUGUCGUUAUUGUGAGGCUGGAGAAUCGUUGUGGCCCUUUUGUGUUUGCGUGACUUGCCUUGACAUAGUGCCAUCUUUGAAGUGAUGAUGAUUACAAGCUGCCUAUUGUUGCGCUUUUGUCCUCGGCUUUCUACUAAUAGACUUCGGUUUGGGACCACUGCAUCAUAUCCACUCCACUACACUACGUGAUUGUGUGUUUCUCCGUGUGAAAGGAGAGUGUGUGAUUGUUGGAAAAGACUGACACGUUUAGACUUCUUCAUCUAAAAAGCUGUGAGAGCGACUCUCAUGCUAACUGUUGCCUAAAGUGGACAAAAAACAUUUUUUUUAUACAAAAAUAAAGAACAAUAAAACAUUCAUUUUAAAAAGUA